Molecule: messenger RNA, 2693 nt
Organism: Mycena citricolor
Lineage: Eukaryota; Fungi; Basidiomycota; Agaricomycetes; Agaricales; Mycenaceae
Source: the annotation of a GenBank genome assembly
AUCACCUUCCUUCCUUCAUCUUCACGUCUUAUUCUGGCACGGCCAGUACCGUCUUUCCCCUCGAUUAGAUAUCUCUCGAGAUGUCUAGCGAAUACCCCAGCCUGUUCCGCUCGGAGCAGAUGAGCCUAGUGCAGUUGUUCGUGCCGACUGAGGUCGCGCAUGACGCUGUAGCCGAGCUCGGUGAACUUGGAGAUGUUCAGUUCAAAGACCUCAACCCCACCAUCAACCCAUUUCAACGCUCCUUCGUCGGUGAAAUCCGCCGCAUUGACGAAAUGGCGCGCCGUGUUCGGUUCUUCUCCACGCAAAUUGAGAAGGAGAAGGACGUCGUGCCCAUUCGCCCCCUCUACGACUCGGCGCCAUUGAUCACUGUCGGCCCUCGGGCGGCCCAGACCAUCGACGAGCUCGAUGUUGCCCUGGCCGAGCACGAGUCACGCUUGAUCCGGAUGAACGAGAGCUAUCAGACGCUGAGUGAGCGUACCAAGGAGCUUGUCGAGGCCCGGCAUGUAUUGAGGGAGACUGCGGUGUUCUUUGACAAGGCUCACACCCAACAUACCGAAAUUCGCAGCUCGUUCGAUGAGAGCUCCGCACCGCUGCUGCAGCAUGAUGACCGAGAGGCUCAGUACUCGAACAACGGAGUUCAGUUCGACCUCGAGUUCAUCGCUGGCACCAUUGACCGCGCUCGAAUUCCUACUUUCGAGCGUGUUCUCUGGCGUGUACUGCGUGGCAACUUGUACAUGAACUACACGGAUAUCGUCGAGCCCUUCGUCGAUCCUUUCACAGGCGCCGAGACGCGCAAGAACGUGUUCAUCAUCUUCGCUCACGGAGACACACUUCUUGCCAAGAUCCGCAAGGUCUCGGAGUCCAUGGGCGCCACCCUCUAUCCCAUCGAUGCCAACUCCGGCAAACGUGAUGAGUCGCUCAAGGAGGUUACAGUCCGUCUCGAGGAUAUCCAGACGGUGCUGUACAACACUGGCUCCAACAGACGCAGCGAACUGGUCAAGAUCGGGGAGAGCCUGCGCAGCUGGCAGGACGUUGUGCGGAAGGAGAAGCUCAUCUACGAGACACUGAACCUUUUCAAUUACGAUGUGCGGCGCAAGACGCUCAUCGCGGAAGGAUGGGUGCCUACUCGUGAUAUUCCGGAGAUCCAGGCCGGCCUUCGUAAAGCGACGGACAACUCUGGAACCAGCGUGCCCCCGAUCUUGCAUGAGUUGCACACGAGCAAGACACCGCCCACAUUCAACCGUACCAACAAAUUCACAGAAGGAUUCCAAACGAUCAUGGACAGCUAUGGUAUCGCCACUUACCAGGAAGUCAACCCCGGUCUGUUUGCUGUGGUCACUUUCCCUUUCCUCUUUGCCGUCAUGUUCGGUGACAUUGGACACGGUUUCAUUCUCUUCUGUGCGGCGCUCUAUAUGAUCAUGGUCGAGAAGAAGUGGGCCAAGGCCGAUUUGGGCGAGAUCGUGGGACAGUUCUUCUUUGGUCGCUACAUUAUCCUUCUGAUGGGCAUCUUCUCGAUGUACACCGGUUUGAUGUACAACGACAUCUUCUCCAAGUCGUUGCACAUCUGGCACUCUGGAUGGGUGUUCCCGCCCAUGGGUAACAACACCCAAAUCACCGCUACUGCUACCGGCCAUACGUACCCAUUCGGUCUUGAUCCAGGCUGGCACGGUGCCGACAACGGCCUCGUUUUCACGAACUCAUACAAGAUGAAGAUGUCCGUUGUCUUGGGUGUCAUCCACAUGACAUUCGCCCUCUGCUUGCAAGUGCCAAACCACCUUCGGUUCAAGCGUCCGAUCGACAUCUAUGCGAACUUCAUCCCUCAGAUGAUCUUCUUGCAGUCAAUCUUCGGCUACCUGGUUAUCUGCAUCCUGUACAAAUGGAGCAUCGACUGGACGAAGAUGUCGACACAACCGCCGUUGUUGCUGACUAUGUUGAUCGGCAUGUUCUUGAAGCCUGGAACGGUCGAGGCCGAAACGCAACUCUACCCGGGCCAGGGCACUGUGCAGGUCAUCCUGAUAAUGCUUGCCGGAAUCUGUGUCCCUAUUCUCUUGAUUGCGAAGCCGUACUAUGUCUGGCGUGAGAUGAAUCAGCACGAACAUGCCGGUUACACGGGCCUUGACAACGGAGACACUGGAUUGCUCGAUGAGGAAGAAGGGCUCAACGGCCACGAGAACGGCGGCGCCAUUGUGGACGAUGACGAAGGACACGAGACCCAUGACUUCAGCGAGGUCGUGAUCCACCAAGUUAUCCACACGAUCGAGUUCUGUCUCGGAUGUAUCUCUCACACGGCGUCCUAUCUCCGUCUGUGGGCUCUUUCGCUUGCCCACGCCCAGCUUUCGGAGGUGCUGUGGUCCAUGACGAUUGAAAACGCGCUGGACCCUCAGGGACUGAUUGGAUGGGCGAUGUUACUGAUCGUGGGCCUUCUGUGGUUCUCGCUGACGGUGGGAAUCCUCUGUCUCAUGGAGGGUCUUUCUGCGUUCUUGCACGCCUUGCGGCUCCACUGGGUCGAGGCCAACAGCAAGCAUUACGAAGGAACCGGUUAUGCCUUUGCCCCGUUGACUUUCGUUGAGAAAUAAUUAUGUAUUCGGAGAGUAACACCAUCCCCUACAUGCAAUAAUCAAACGGUGACAAGCACCCAUUUUGCCCGACGGCUUUACACAUGCAACUAUAUUUUACAACUGGCCAAACCGGCC